AUGUAUUCAUCAGGUGCGUCUUUACUUUCUUGCUCCUCGCGGAACUGGAAGAAGGUGAAAGUUCUUGGUUCUGGUUCUUAUGGAAUUGUUUGCUUAGCCAUACCCAUGAACCUAAGACUUUCUUCUAAACUCACCGCUAUCAAAUCCUCCAUCAUCCAACACUCCAAGUCUCUUCAGAAGGAGGAAAGGAUUCUUCAACACUUUUCCAAUUGCUCAGAGAGCAUAGUUCAUUGUUACGGCAACGAACUAAGCAUCGAAAACGGCUAUCGACUCUACAAUCUCAUUCUUGAAUAUGCCAACGGAGGCGAUCUUUUCGACUUGAUACACUCCCAUCCAGCUGGCAGAUUACCAGAACAUGAUGUCCAGAACUACACCCGUAUGAUUCUCAAAGGUCUUCACUGCAUUCAUGAACAAGGCUAUGUUCAUUGUGAUCUUAAGCCCGAAAACAUCCUCGUAUUUCGUACCCAAUACGGUACACAACUUAAGAUUUCAGACUUCGGAUUGGCCAAAGAACCAGGGAAAGAAGAUGAGUCUAUGAAGGAGUAUAGUAAUGAGUUUAGGUUUCGAGGGACACCGCUUUAUAUGUCCCCAGAAUCUGUGGCGUUUGGGGAGAUGAUCGAGGCUCCGCUGGAUAUAUGGUCGUUGGGUUGCAUAGUGAUCAAUAUGAUGACAGGGAAGUAUGCUUGGCCAAGCAAGAUGAAGAUGGAUUUGGUUCGUUUGCUUGCUUUUAGCAACAAAGAACCGGAAUUGCCACGCCAUAUGUCCGCCAAAGGCAAAGAUUUCUUGAGGAAGUGCUUCAUUAGGGAUCCAAGAAAAAGAUGGACGGCUAAGAUGUUGUUAAAUCAUCCAUUCGUUGCUGAUCAAAACCCAUAUAACAAGAUGAACGCCAUGAAUUGCUCUCAAUCACAAAUUGCCAGGUUUUCUCUUCAAGUUGAAAGCGGUAGCAGAUGUGGAUUUGCUUGA
Messenger RNA from Ziziphus jujuba (common jujube), 963 nucleotides. RefSeq names its product mitogen-activated protein kinase kinase kinase 20-like. Lineage: Eukaryota; Viridiplantae; Streptophyta; Magnoliopsida; Rosales; Rhamnaceae. The transcript has a single exon. The record is from RefSeq and is a predicted model, not a curated record. Gene Ontology annotation, biological process: protein phosphorylation. Gene Ontology annotation, molecular function: protein kinase activity; ATP binding. The coding region runs from base 1 to 963 and encodes 320 amino acids.